Molecule: messenger RNA, 7466 nt
Organism: Oncorhynchus keta (chum salmon)
Lineage: Eukaryota; Metazoa; Chordata; Actinopteri; Salmoniformes; Salmonidae
Product: tyrosine-protein kinase BAZ1B-like
Exons: 22
Coding region: 501-5387 (1628 amino acids)
Biological process (GO): chromatin remodeling
Cellular component (GO): WICH complex
Molecular function (GO): protein binding; histone H2AXY142 kinase activity
Source: RefSeq, a predicted model, not a curated record
CUGCUCGGGAAACUGAGUUUUGGGGUUGUGCAGUAUUUUUGCCGGGCGGAAACUCCCGCCAUUUUUUUCAACCCAGUAAUUAAUCUCUUGCACAUUUCAAUUAAGUUAUUACAACCCUUUACUAUCAUUGUAACAACUUAAACUUUCAUGGACGGAAACUGCGAGUCAAAAAAAAAAUCGCUCCAUGAGAAGAGGCUUAGUCUUUGAGACCGGAGUGGAGAGCGCGCCAGACCCCCUGACGAGAACCUCCGCUGUUGCCGCGAGUUGGAGAAUUCUGUCAGCUCGCCUCUCCAUCCUCCUUUGGGACAAGCUAGCAGAAGUUUCUCCGGAUAGCCUACCCGAAGAGUCCAUUAUCAUUGCACAUUUUUAAACAGCUGUUUUUGUCAAGUUUGUGUUGAUUAACAAUGUCACAACUACCGGCGAACAGAACAAGGAUGCGAUUUGACUGCUAGCAAGAAGUGCUGUGUUAUUGUUUGCGAGGAUUUAGCCGACUUGCUAGGAUGGCACCACUGCUGGGCCGGAAACCCUACCCGCUGGUUAAGCCGCUAGCCGAGCCGCCAGGCCCAGAGGAGGAGGUCUACAUCAUCGAACACACCAAGGAGGCCUUCAGGAACAAAGACGAGUAUGAGGCGCGCCUGGAGAGAUACGCCGAACGCAUCUGGACAUGCAAGAGCACCGGCAGCAACCAGCUCACACACAAGGAGGCCUGGGAGGAGGAGCAAGAAGUCACUGAACUGCUUCAGGAGGAAUACCCACUAUGGUUUGAGAAGCCCGUCCUGGAGAUGGUCCACCACAACACGGUCUCCCUGGACAAGCUGGUGGACCAGGCCUGGGUGGAGAUCCUCACCAAGUACGCCGUAGAUGAGGAGUGUGACUUUCUGGUGGGGAAGGAAAAGAGUUUGCGGGUUAAGGUCGUAAAGAUACACCCGCUUGAGGGGAACGCUGAGGGGGAGACGUCAGAGAAGAAGCUCGACGGAGCCUGCGACUCUCCUUCCAGCGACAAGGAGAAUGCAAGCCAGGAGAACCAGAAGAAGGAACAACAGCUGCCCAGAGAGGAGGAGAGCCCCAGGGAGACUAGGGAAAGCAGGAGAGAGAGCCUCAGUGACCGAGCACGGCGCUCCCCCAGGAAAACUCCCACCGCUAUGAAGGAGGAGAAGAAGAGAUGGGUGAUGCCAAAGUUCCUGCCACACAAGUAUGACGUGAAGCUGAUCAGUGAGGACAAGGUCAUCAGUGAUGUCCCAGUGGACAGCCUCUUCCGGACUGAGCGCCCUCCGACCAAGGAGAUCAUGCGCUACUUCAUCCGCCACUAUGCACUCCGGCUUGGGAUGGGAGAGACGGCCCCCUGGGUGGUGGAGGAUGAACUGGUGAAGAAGUUCAACCUGCCCAGCAAAUUCAGCGACUUCCUCCUUGAUCCACACAAGUUUUUCACAGAGAAUCCAGUCUCAGCCAAGCGCAAGAGCCUGAGCUCAACAGAGGGCAAACUCAGUAAGAAGCUGAAGACCUCAAACACCCCGGGAGGAGGGAAUUCGGGGAACGAGAAGAAAAAUGAUUCUCUUGGCAUGCCCCUGAGCCCUACAAUCUGGGGCCACAUGCAGAUGAAAAUGAAUGGCUCGCCUCUGAAGGUAAAGAACUCCGGAACCCCCAAGAAAAGAGAGGGUGGGGCUUCUGUACUCUCCUCCCCCAAAUCCAGCAAAAAACCUGGAGACAAGAAAUCUGCUACUGGCAAAAAGACCCCCGGCAAGAGCGGCCUGAAGGCAUCAUUCAAAAAAGAUGAAAAGGGUGGAGGUGCCAAAAAGCCCAAGAUGAAACAAAUGACUCUGUUGGACUUGGCCAAGAGCCCUCAUUCCGCUGGAAGCCCCAAGAAGAGAUCCCGGAGCACCGGCCCAGGGACCCCCAAGCUUGGCAAGUCCCUGCACCCCAUGGCCCUGCAUCUGCUGCGCUACUACAAGGAACACAAGGGCAAGGAGGACAAGAGGAACGCCAUGUCCUGUCUCAUAUCCAAGGCGGCCAAGGCCCUCUCGCCUGAGGACCGGGGCCGGCUUCCUGAGGAGCUCUGCGAUCUUGUCCUGAAGCGCUGGGAGUUGCUGGAGCACAAGAAGAAAUGGGCGGCCAUGAGCGAGGAGGAGAAGCGGGACGUGAUGAGGAAGAGGCGUGAGGAGAUCAAGGAGAAGCUCCGGGAGAAGACGAAGGAGCGGCGGGAGAAGGAGCUGCAGGUGCGCCGUGAGCAACAGCGCCGCUAUGAGGACCUGGAGAUCGAGGGCGGCAAGGCACUGCCUGUCUUCAAGCUGGUCGACAUGCCAGAGGGCCUGCCCAAUUCCCUGUUCGGAGAUGUGGCCAUGGUGGCGGACUUCCUCAACUGCUACGCGGGCCUGCUAAUGCCCGAUGACCAGUACCCAGUGACGGCAGUGGCCUUGAUGGAGGCUCUGGCUGGGGAAAAGGCAGGUUUCCUCUACCUGAACCGUGUGCUGGUGGUGCUGCUGCAGACCCUGCUGCAGGACGAGCUAGCCGAGGGCUACAGCGAGCUGGACAUGCCCCUGUCGGAGAUCCCCCUCACCCUCCACUCUGUCUCGGAGCUGGUGCGCCUGUGCCUGCGGCCGUGUGACGCCCACGGCGAUGACUCGGGCUCUGGGGGGGAUGAUUGGGGCCCCCUAGGGGGCUUCGACCAGGUGGUAAGCAGUGAGUUCCUUGAGCGGCUGGAGGCGGUGGAGGUGUUCGAGUUGACGUCAACGGAGAAGGCCAGCCUGCUGGUGGCACUGUCUCACCGCAUCCUCAUGACCUACUCGGUGGAGGACCACGUGGACUCCAUGCAGCAGCGCUCGGCCGAGCUGUGGAAGGAUAGGCUGGCCUCGCUCAAGGAGGUCAACGACCGCAAACGGGCUGAGAAGCAACGGCGCAAGGAACAAGCUGAUGUCAAAGGCGAGGAGGCUGCCAGUGGCGACACGCCGUCAGCCACCACCAAGGUGGAGAAGAAGAAAGAGGGUAGCACCAAGAAAGAGGUGAAGGUGAAAGCAGAGCCGGUGGCCGCGGAGCCGGAAGACAUGAUCAGUACGGUUAAGAGUAGGAGGCUGAUGUCCAUCCAGGCCAAGAAGGAAAAGGAGGAGCAUGACAGACAGAACAAAGAGCGUAUGGAGAAGGAGGCGGAGGAGGAGCGUGUCCGCAAGCAGAAGGCUGCAGCAGAGAGGGCCUUCCAGGACGGCAUCGCCAAAGCCAAACUGGUGCUGAGGAGAAUCCCACUGGGAACUGAUCGAAACCAUAACAGGUACUGGCUGUUUUCUGAUGUUGUGCCUGGCCUGUACAUAGAGAAGGGCUGGGUGCACGACAGCAUUGACUACAGUUACACCCUCCCCCUGGAAGAUUCUACAGCCGAGCCUGAGGACGAGGAGGCUACCAAAGAGGAAACUAAUGAUGUUGAGGAGGACGGUGGCAGUCUAGAUGGUGCUCUGAGCGAAGGAGCCCACCAGGGGGCGCUAGUCGCCAUCUGCAUCGAGACCACCACUCCCAACCAGGGACAGAACCUCUGGUUUGUGUGUGAUGCUCCACGGGAACUCGAUGACCUGGUCGAGAGCCUCCACACGCAGGGUGUGAGAGAGAGUGAGCUGAAGACCAAGCUGCAAGUCAGGUACCAGGACAUCCUCCAUUCUAUCAACCUGGCCCGCAAGGGGAACCCGGGGCUGAGGAGCUGCGACGGCCACCAGGAGCUUCUUAAGUACCUGCGCAGCGACGUCAUCGAGGUGGCCUCGCGCCUCCAGAAAGGCGGCCUGGGUUACAUGGACGACAGCAUGGAUGAGUUUGAGAGAAAGGUGCGUGACCUGGAGAACCUAAAGGACUUUGGGGAGUGCGUCAUCACCCUCCAGGCCUGCGUCAUCAAGAAGUUCCUGCAGGGCUUCAUGGCCCCCAAGCAGCAGAAGAAGAAAAAGCAGGAAGGGGAGGAGAGCAGGAAAACUGAGGAGGUGGAUGAGGAGAAGAAGCUGGCGGAGGAGGCAAGGGUGGCGACGGCAGUAGAGAAAUGGAAGACAGCGAUCCGCGAGGCCCAGACCUUUUCCCGGAUGCACGUGCUGCUGGGCAUGCUGGACGCCUGCAUCAAGUGGGACAUGUCGGCAGAGAACGCACGCUGCAAGGUGUGCCGCAGGAAAGGGACAGGGCUGAGGCCUCCUGUCCUCAUGCUGCGGGACAUGGUUAGCCCCAGUCCCAAGCAGGGCAGGUGGAUGAGCCCAGAGCAGGGACAGAGUAGUGUCAGACAGGUGCAGGUGUACCACAUUCUGCCACAAAGCCACACUACAGGUGAGGAUGACAAGCUCAUCCUGUGUGACGAGUGCAACAAGGCCUUCCACCUGUUCUGUCUGCGCCCCGCCCUCUACCGCAUCCCCCAGGGGGAGUGGCUGUGUCCCGCCUGCCAGCCCGCCGUGCAAAGACGCUGCUCCCGCGGAAGAAACUACAAUGAGGACACUGAGGAAGAGGAGGAUUCUGAGGACAAAGAGGAGUCUGAAUCUGAGGACUCUGAUGAAGAGGAUAAGGAGGAUAAUGAUUACAAGGCCGUGGGCCACAGCUUGAGAUCAAGGAAGAAGACAAAGAACUCUAAAGCAUUGAAGGCGCCCAGUAAGGCGUCUAAGAAGCACUCUCCCCCCAGUAAACCCAGCAAACAGAGGGCCGCCCCUAGCAGUCCUGCAGACAUCGACGAGCUGGUGCAUCAGAGCUCAAAGGCAGGUGUGCGUCGGCAGGCCCUGGAGCUGGAAAGGAGCGAGGAGAUCCUGCAGAAACUGGUCAAAUUCCGCUACAGCUGGCCGUUCAGAGAGCCGGUGUCAGUAGAGGAGGCGGAGGACUACUUUGACAUCAUCUCCAGCCCCAUGGACUUCCAGACCAUGCAGGCCAAGUUCAGCGAGGGCCAGUACCGCCACGCCCAGGACUUCCUGGAGGACGUCAAGCUGGUGUUCUCCAACGCCGAGGAGUACAACCAGACGGGCAGCUCGGUGCUCUCCUGCAUGGCCAAGACUGAGCAGAGCUUCACCCAGCUGCUCCACAAGCUGCUACCCGGCCUCGGCUACCUGCGCCGGCGCCAGAGGAAGAGGGUCAGUCGGACCCCUCAGGACGAGGAGGAAGAGGAGACGCCCAAGGUUCGGAAGAUGCAGAAUGGGAAAGGCAAGGUGGGUCGGCCCAGGAAAGUAGUGGUGGAGCAGAGGAGAAAGGAAGAGGAGGAGAGCGAGGAAGAGGGCAGCAGGAAGAGCAAGCGGGCGGCGACCACAUCCAGCCGGAGAGACUACCGAGAGCAAGAGAGUGAUGGCGGGGAGGGCGGCAACCGGAGAACUAGGCAGCGGGGGGGCGACGGUGGGGAUAGUGACGAGGAGAACGGGGCCAGCCACCGACAUUCCAAGCUGCAAAAACGUUCAUAAUGAAGUCCAGGGUGCUUCUUGUGUUUGUCUUUUCAAAUUUCUGCCCCUAAAAUGAAAACAGAACACCCCUCCCAAUUCUGAGGAAAUGGGACUCAACUUCUCAGAUGGAGUUUUUUGUGUUUUUGGUUUUAUGUUAAUAUUUUUGAGUAAAAAAAGAAACUGAUUUAUAUUUGUAAUGCGAUUUAAUAUUUGGUGACUUUUUUCAAACAGACAUUUACAUCUAAGACGAGAGGUUUUGUCAGAGCUCUUUGAGAAUUUUAAUUUAUCCCCCCCACACCUUACAUUUUGGUCAUCCUCCCAGGUUUAAAGUUGUAAUUUAGCUUCUGUGUGGCUUGCGCUGUGAGGGAUGGGCUGUUAACCGUUGUCCAGGAAAUAACUAAUUAAUGUCGAUGUACAGUCCUCAUUCUCUGGUUUUGCUUUUUAACGUGACUAAACACUGGCCUUUGGGCAACCCAGCCGUGCGAAGGCACCAAAUCCCUUGGUGUGUAUGUCUGAAUUCUUCCUUCCACCAACGGCCUAGCCAUCAUUCUGCCUAAACAUUUGAACCAUACAGAUAAUCCAGGUUUUUACGUAUGCAAUUCAAUUUCCUGUGUUGACAAUGAAAAGAUCUAUUGUAAAAACAACGGUACAUUUUAACCCCCUCUUUCUCCAGAGGACUCUGUUUUGUUGCAGUGUCUCAUUCCUGGUCUACCGCUUUGCCCGACCUUUCACCUCCAGAAUGUCCUCAAAUUCAGUAGAUAAUUCCCCUUAAACUCCGCCCUGUAGUUCUCUCCCUGUAAAAUUAGGGCUGCCUUUUGUGGUAGGGCUCUACUGUCAUUAUAGGCAUUUAUUAUUUUAAACCACAAAUCCAAGCAUAGCCAUGGUCUAAAUGCAUGGAAAUGUGUUUUGUUGACUUGAAAAUGGGAUUUUCAUGAUUUGUUUUGUUGCACAUUUUGGCCGAAUUGAUUCAAAGGAAGUAUAUGAAAUACUUGCGAGCGAUAACCACUUCCUUCCUCAAAGAUUUGUCAGCGGUCAUCUUUAUGCCGUGUCAUCAAUACAAGGUCUGGUUAGGUUCUAGUCCGAUGUUGGCGAUCUGUGUGUGGAGGAGGGUUCGUGGACCAUGAGCCGGAUUGUUCGGUUCAAAUCCUUCAGGUUAUUACCAUUGCUUCAAACUCCUUAUUGUGUAUGUUUCCAUUCAUUAGCACCAGGUGGUGCUAUACUCCUGCACUUUUAACCAGCAUAGUGCAAGUCAUGGUCCCUUGAGAACCUCUUGUCUUGUUCAUAUCCUUUCCUUCAACAACCUCAUGCACAUUCUACUGUGGAGUAGGUGUUAAAAAAACCUUCUCCCUCGCUAGUGUGUGUGUACCCUGUACCAUAAUCGAACCUUGGAGAGCACUAUGGUCCUUGGGAGUAAUUCUCAGAUGGGGUGUUGGGGUAUCUAUUUACAGAACACCGGUUAGGUAGUCAUACAAUGCAGAUGUCUUGACUAUGACCUGUCCUGUAUGUGCAGUUCUAUGCAGUAUGUUAGUGCUUUUCUAACACUACUGUUAUUGAAUCGUCAAGCCUAUGAUCUCAUUUUUAAUUUGGUACUUAUCAUUUGGGCAGUUUUAAAAAGCCUUUUUUUUUUUUGUACUACUCGAAUUCUGUGUCUGAAAUGGUUGAAAUGUAAUUUUUGGCUGUUCAAUUACAUUGAAUAUUUAGAUGGAAGAGCAGAUCUAAAGAAUUGCAAAAGUGACAGCCCUCCUCAGUAAAAUUCCUGUUGUAAAUACUUUCUUUCUUUCCGGAGGAACUAAAAAAGUAUUUUACACUUUAAAAAAAUAUUUAUCGUCGCAACUGGGGUCGGGAUUGGUUGGACAGGUGUGGGGCUCACAUGUAAAGAAUCCCCCCCCCCCCUUUUUUUUUUUUUUUUUUUUUUUUUUUUUGGAUAUGGGUAUGAAGUUUAGAUCUCCCCUUUGUUUUGAGGUUAAUAGUAUUCCCCCAGCCCAUCACUGCCAAUGGUAAACCUGAUAGAGAAUUGCCAGUGGGGAGGAGUAAGCCAUGGGACCGCAGGCUGACUUAUGUUUUCUUUACUUUUUAAUAAAACAUCAUACAAUGGUAUCG